Messenger RNA from Larimichthys crocea (large yellow croaker), 1135 nucleotides. RefSeq names its product butyrophilin-like protein 10. NCBI's taxonomy places the organism in Eukaryota, Metazoa, Chordata, Actinopteri, Sciaenidae. The transcript has 7 exons. The record is from RefSeq and is a predicted model, not a curated record. Gene Ontology annotation, biological process: positive regulation of T cell proliferation; cell surface receptor signaling pathway; cellular response to lipopolysaccharide. The coding region runs from base 164 to 1135 and encodes 323 amino acids. Gene Ontology annotation, cellular component: external side of plasma membrane.
UGGCACUUCCUGCUAUGCCUCGAUUCACUAACACACAUUCAAACACCAGUGCUAACUUGUCUUUUAUCCAUAAAGGAAGUCUAAAGACCGCUUACCGGCUCAUCAGCAUUCAGAGGUGAACUUGACAGGAGCAGGACCUGCUCUGCUCAGGACACAGUUUGACAUGAUUUCUACAGAUGUGCUGAUUUUACUUCUAUGUGCAUCCAUCACGGGUCAGACUCCUCAGCGUCUCAAUGCCACUCUUGGACACUCCGUCCUGAUCCCCUGUUCUUUACCAGUACCUCCCAGAUGGUUUUACUGGCAGGAGGACCAGUCCAGCAACAUUUUGUUCCACUGGGAUCCCAAAGGGCAAACACUGCCAGGGGCUGACGAAUACAUGAACAGAUGCCAAGUCUUCAAAUCUGAGUUCAGUUCUGGAAAUAUUUCCAUUAGACUUGACAAUGUUGCUGUUGAAGAUGACCUGAAAACAUUCUGGGUCUAUGUUAGUUUCUAUGAUGAACAGAAAAAACUCAUUAAACCGCCUGAACAAAGGUGCAAAUCCACACUGCAGGUUUCAUCUCCCUACAAAGAUCAUCUUCUGACCAUUAACAACAACAACAACAGUGCAACCUGCACGGCACAUGGAGGAUACCCUGAACCUAAAGUGUCAUGGACAGGGCUAAAGAAAUCCAACGCUGCACAGCUGGACCUUCAGGAUGCUGAGACGUCUCUGCAGCGAGAUCCAACAGAGAAGACCUUCUCUGUCACAAGCUGUGUCAGUGUGAAGGAGUUGCAGUCUGUAACCUGCAUCAUCACCAACCCUCACUCCCAUGAGAUCAUAAAGAGAACUGCAAAGAUCGAUGAUCCUGGUGAGGACCAGCAGUGGUUUACUUGGAUAGUGAUUUUUUUUGCAAUUUUUUGCAUUGUCAUCCUCUUCACCAUCAGUUUAUUAAUUUUAUAUUCCCAUAGAACAGAUAAAAAACCUCCAAAUGGAAAUGAAAACCUGUCUGAGGAUACAAAUACGAAAGCUGAGGAGAGGGAUGGUGCUGCAGACAAUACGACUGAUCAGGACGAUGCAGUUGCUGCUACUGCUGAACAAGAAGCAAAACUGUUAACUGGCAGCAAGAAAAACACCUCAGAAAAUGACAAAGACUAA